Sphaeramia orbicularis (orbiculate cardinalfish) is the source of this 3308-nucleotide messenger RNA. RefSeq names its product retinoic acid-induced protein 1. The transcript has 6 exons. Gene Ontology annotation, cellular component: nucleus. Lineage: Eukaryota; Metazoa; Chordata; Actinopteri; Kurtiformes; Apogonidae. Gene Ontology annotation, biological process: regulation of transcription by RNA polymerase II. The record is from RefSeq and is a predicted model, not a curated record. The coding region runs from base 190 to 2988 and encodes 932 amino acids.
ACAGAGCUGCUAUCAGAAUAGUGUGUUCCUGGAAAGUGUGUGGAUCUUUAUUUAAUUUGGGGCUUUCUAUCCUAGUACUUUUAUUUAGAUUGGACAGAUAAGAUGGGUUCUUGUUGAAAGCGAUGACGGCCGGAUCGAUUUUUUUAAUCUAAAUCUUAAAAACGCUACGAUUCCUCCUGUCCGGUUGUUAUGGAGCAGCCACCUGGCAGCUUAGAUGAUCUACAACCUCAAGACCUCUCCAUCUCCAGCCUCCCCACUGUGAUCGACCUGACAAGGAAAAGUGAGGAAUGUGUCCUCAACGCCACGUCUCUCGAUGCCGUUAGAAUGGUCAAGAGCCCCGGCUGGUACCCGAACUCUGCGACCAGCAGCACUGGAUUACCCUUCUCAGAAACUGGCUCGUCAAACAUCCAAUCAGGGGAUCAAAUUCAACCAGACAAUGCCUUCUCCCACACUACAGUCACCCUCUCCUACGUGAGCAGGUCUCAUGUGUUUACCGCUCAUGAGUCUUUGUCCGGACAUUCGCCUUUGUAUGGCGUACAGUCUAUUAGCAAGUUCUCCCUACACCCUCCACCUAGUGACUCAGAAAAAGGGCUUGGGGAGACUGACUAUGCACUGAACCAGCAUUAUUUAGAACAUGUGGACAGGCCUAUGGACCUUGCUACUCAGACGGAACUUUUUCAGUCGUUGUCUCAGGCUCAGGUGGGACCAGAGGACAAUGGACAGAACCUUAAAGAGUUCAAUGGUGCAGAUGUGGAAGAGCACCUGGGAGAUGAUGAGGCUCAUAACCUUGAUAGUUUACAGAACGGCCAAGGUGACAGCUGGUCAAGUUCAGAAAUGUGUGCUGAAUCCCCACCAGAGACCCCCAACGCUGACACAAAGGAAAAUACAGAAAGUGAGAAUUCUGACGUGCUCUUUCUCAUGUCUACAAAGCAGGAUGCAUUGGUUAUCCCUCGUAAUGAGGGUUCUAGAGACAUUUGUUUACUAGGCAGGGAGUUUAUCAGUCCUCUGGAGGACCCUGUGUCCCCCUCUGCUACCUCACUGGAUGACGUGGAGGAUGUGUUCAUCCUGCCACAGGCCUCCAGUUCUCCCAGCGCCGACAACUCUUUUCUAGACACAGCUGAUGAGGGCGAUGGCCUGAGGACACAAGAGGCCACUGAGCCAAACUCUACAACUGGGGAUAGUACUCCAGUGUUGCAUUCAAGUGACAGAAAUAAGCAUAGACGGAAAGCGGUGUUGGAGCCACUCAUUGACUUGACAGAGGAUGCUUGUAUGUCUGAUGUCUUGGAGGAAAAUCUCAAGAAAACAAUUCAUGUAAAUGGGAAUGCAAGGGCACUACAGAGGACUUUAAAAGAAAAAAGACUGCCAGUGCGCUCUGGCAGAGGGACACGAUUAGACGCUAUUGUUAUGAACAUUAACUCCAGCCGGUAUAAAGUGUCAGGAUGUAUACGAACCAAUAAGAAAUCUUCCCAAACUACAACUAGUGAUUCUACCACAAAAAGUCCACAGAAAAACAGCACCCUGACUCAAGGAAAACGGAAGAUCACAGCAAAAGCAUCUUUCUCAGAGAAAAAGGUAAAACAAAAAACCAGGCUGAAAAGGGGCCAAACUAAUAAUCUUAACACUGACAGCUGCAAAGACUCUACCUCUGAUUCUGAAAUCAUUAAUAAUUCUCCAAGGUCUACAAAACAGCUGAGCCCACAGCAGUCAAAGAAAAAACCUGAGGAUGCUUCACAGCAGGGACGCUCUCCACAGACAGCCCCUAUUAGAUUAAAAAGGAAAUGCACAUCAGAAUCAGGUCUUCAGUUUGGGGUUCAUGAAAACUCCAAGAAACUAGAAAAUUCCCCUCGUGCAGAAAAUUCACUUGAAGUUCAUGUGACAAGAAUUUCCCCUUCAAAAUCUCCAAAGAAAAGCCAAGGCACAGCCAAAGGCAAGGUGACAAGGAGGAAAGCAUCUCCUGCUGCCAAGACAAAGGCAGCUCGGACCCCCAAGAGAAGUAGAAAGAAGCUCAAACGUGGACAGUCUUCAUUUAUGUUUUCUCCGAAGGAGCCUGAGAUCAAGUUGAAGUAUGUGAACUACAAAGAAGAGAGAAGGGAAACAAGGUUUGACACCUUCUCACCGUUCAUCCGUGUAGAGAGUAAAGAGUCAUCGCCAUCACUGUGCACUAUCAUCAACUACCCUGAAGAGGUGAGAACGCAGCACAAGAAGGGCCACCAGCAGCAGGGUCACUCCAGUGGCUUUGUUUCGGCAGUUGUUCCCAGCACUUCCUGUCUGCAGCUGGGCCGACCAUCCACGCACAGUCAACACCAGCGCUUGCUUGUCUGCUGCUUGUGUGGACUGUCAGCCAAUGCCAUGGACCUGGGGGACCUCCACGGCCCCUAUUACCCUGAAGGGUACCAGCCAAGCACCAAAACACCAGCCAGCACAUCAGGACUCAAAGAAGAUGAGGAUGAUGACUACAGUGAUUCAGACUCCUCAUCUUGCAGUAUCCGAGGUAGGAGGAGGAAGUGUGCCGUCCCACCAGCUCCGUGGUCUCUCAGGCAAGGAACCCAGCUGAAGCCGAAAGACCGCCUCGAAAGCCGCCAGUGGACUGACGGCACUGGCAGCCCUGCGGCAAAGCGGGCGCGCUCAGACACCAACUGUACAGAUGUAGAAGACUGGUACAGCCCACCUUUGCUGCCUUUGGAGCCCUGCGAGUACUGGCUCCACGAAGACUGUGGCAUCUGGUCGGCAGGAGUGUUCCUCGUGAAGGGCAAAGUCUACGGGCUGGAGGAGGCUGUCAAAGUGGCCCAGGAGACGAUGUGCUCGGCCUGCCGUGAACCAGGCGCCACACUGGGCUGCUUCUUUAAAGGCUGUCCCAACAAGUACCACUACAGGUGUGCUCUGGAGUCAGACUGCGUCCUCAUUGAAGAAAAUUUCUCCAUGAAGUGUAAAAAGCACAAGAACAAGACAUUCAAAGCCCCUCCAGGCAGCAGAUGGGUUGACAGGUGACACCGCCAACCGAAACCUCACAUGAUAUCAACAUCCUGCAGGGGCUCUCCUUCCCUUCCCACUGGUAACCAUGGCGACCGUGGACCAGGGAUCUUCUGACUGACAGCUAGCACCCGUAAACCUUAACUUCACUCUCUGCUCUUCAGCUGCACUGUUAACCCUAGGACAGUGACUCCGGGAGGGCGGAGUCACCGAACUUCGCCGGUACUAUGAACGCCAUUCACACCACCGGAUUUCACUUAAAGCGACAUGCUGAAUUUGUGUUAUCACUUUGUAGUUAUUUAUAAGGAAUUUGUUUUUCUGGAUAAAGAAAAAAAAUA